Saitoella complicata NRRL Y-17804 is the source of this 234-nucleotide messenger RNA. RefSeq names its product cation transport-related protein. The transcript is spliced from 3 exons. Gene Ontology annotation, cellular component: membrane. The record is from RefSeq and is a predicted model, not a curated record. NCBI's taxonomy places the organism in Eukaryota, Fungi, Ascomycota, Saitoellomycetes, Saitoellales, Saitoellaceae. The coding region runs from base 37 to 210 and encodes 57 amino acids.
ACACAACUUACUCCUGCUACAAACACAAACACAACCAUGGCUUUCACCGCUUCCGACAUCUGCAAGAUCAUCAUCGCCAUCAUCCUCCCCCCUCUCGGAGUCUUCCUCGAGCGCGGUUGCGGUGCCGAUCUCUUGAUCAACAUCUUGUUGACCAUCCUUGGUUACAUCCCUGGAAUCAUCCACGCUCUCUACAUCAUUCUGAAGUAUUAGAUUGCACGAGCAUGAUAAGGAGGG